This is a messenger RNA of Hydractinia symbiolongicarpus, 1164 nucleotides long. RefSeq lists its product as uncharacterized. The transcript has a single exon. The record is from RefSeq and is a predicted model, not a curated record. The coding region runs from base 1 to 1164 and encodes 387 amino acids. Lineage: Eukaryota; Metazoa; Cnidaria; Hydrozoa; Anthoathecata; Hydractiniidae.
AUGACAUCGUUGACGCAAACAACUCCCUCCAUUGCAGAACACUUGGAAAUCUUACCUAUAAAACGAAACAUAAAACUUCCCUCGAUCCGACGUCUGUUCCCACAUAGCGUGGAAUGGAAGAAACGCAACAAAAGCUUAUCCCGGAAAACGUCGGCAAUACUAAAAGAAAACAAAAGAAUAUUCGAAAACAACCUAAUUACCAAUCUCUCCGUACACACAUUGUCUCCAGAAGAAACGGAAAUCCUCUCUCGGGGUCUCUCCUUUGUGCCUACACCAACAAAAUACUCCUCCCCAUCUGAAACGGGAUCUUUAAUAAAUAUUACUACUACUAUGAAAAGACAAAUAUUUUUCGCAAGCGAGGGCCCUGAAAAUACGAAAGUUGAGCCUCACCCCUUCCACGUCCGAACAAAUUGGCAACCACCUACACCUGAUAACAAGGACUUGCUCGAAUAUUUUGAAAAAAUCACAAACGACAUAAAUUUAAUUAAUUCUCCAACUCCCGGGAAACAUAAUAUAAAUCACGAACACAGAAGAGCUCUUGUCAAUCUUGCAAGAAACCCAAACAUCACCAUAAAACCAGCAGACAAAGGUGGGGGGAUCUGCAUUCUUAACACUACCGAAUACAUAGACAAAGUCCACUUGCACCUUAAUGAUAGAAACACAUACAUACAAAUGCCAAAUGAUCUAACCAAUGACAUUAGCAAAGAGGUAAAAGAUUAUGUCGAUUUCCUUUUUGUUAAACAACACAUUGAUAAAACGACUAGACGAUUUCUAACUCCCCCUAAUCCACCGCGCACAUCACUAUUUUACGGACUACCUAAAAUACAUAAACCUGAGAUCCCACUAAGACCGAUUGCUUCGGGUUGCGACAGCGCCACAGACAACCUAUCAAAAUACGUAACACAUUUCAUCCAACCUUUGGUCACGAAACUACCGUCCUACAUUAAAGACACAAAACACUUUCUCAGAGGAUUGCGGGAGCUCCCACCUAUGCCCGAAAAUGCUUUUCUUGUAACAGCAGACGUUACGGCUCUAUACACAAACAUCCCCCAUGAUGAAGGAAUUAAAGCAGUACUCGAUUUUAUAAAACAAUUUAGAAAUGAAAUGCCUAAAUAUACCCCACCAAAUCAUGUCCUUCACACGCUGCUGCAUCUCAUUCUUUAA